AUGGCGAGCACGUUCCACGUGGUGCGGUACCGCGUCGGGGGCCCGCCUCUGUGGCACGAGAGGCUCACCCUCGGCGAGCACGGUGGCUUGUCGUACAUCGUCGCCCCCGACCUCGACGACUACGACGAGCCGAACCUCCCUGGCCCUGACAUGCGCGCCGUCCUCCGCCUGACGGGGCAGGGUGACACGCCUCCAGGGCUCGUCGGGGCGACGGUCCACCGCUUCCGUCGCCUCCGUACCGCAGGCGAGUUGUGGGCCGCGGUCAGCCGAUCCGUGGCGGCGGGCUACCCGCCGCCGCCCAAGCCGCUGCCUCUGGCCCUCGCGGCUGGGAACAAGGCGGGUGCCCCGCCUGGCCCCUUCCCUCUGGCGGACCCCGCGGCUGCGCCCGCUGCGCCCGCUGCGCCCGCAGGGGUCCCGCCGCUUGCCGCUGGCGUGGGCGGGGCGUCGCCGCUCGCCGCGCCUGGCGGUGCGCUGGCUGUGGUGCCUGGAGCGGCGCCUGCUGCAGCCGCCGCCCUCGGCGCGGGCCCUGGGCUGCCGGCGUUGGCCGCUGCGCUGGGCGGUGCACCGCCUGCUGCUGCGGGCGCGCCGCUCCCCGCGUGGGUGCGACCGCCCCCUCCUGCUGUGCCUGGCGCGGCCGCUGCAGCCGCGGCUGCUGUCCGUGGAGCUUCUGUGGCGGCUGCGGCGGCUGCUGGCGGUGAUUUCAGGAUCUCCCCGAUGCAGACCGACGUUCGGGGGGAACGCGAGCGGAGGUUCGGCGAGACCGCCAACGCCCUCACCGAGAUGCCCGUGCAAGUGUGGCCCGUGCAAGGGCCGAGGGCCUUGCUCUGGUGCCUCGCUUUCAUGUCGACGGUGGCUGGCACCCCUACUGCUUGGCAUCAGAGGUGGCUCACGGCCUUGAGGCUGCCCGACGAUGACGAGUACGCCAAGCUCCACGAGGCUCUGUGCCGUGUCUUGGACCUCGCCGUGGUCUAUGACCAGCUGCAGGUCUCCAAGAUGGCUUCGUUCGAGGUGGUCGCACGUCAGCUCCAGCUGCUCGAGGGGAGGGCCUACGAGACUCGGGUCCCUUCCGCCGGCGCGGCGGCCCCCGCGGCCAAGGCUGGCAGCAAGGUUUCGCCCGCGGCCAGCGGGUCCGCGCCCGAGACCAGCUUCUUCCUCGGAGCGGGCGUCUCGAAAGCCAAUCUCUGUAUCUCGCCGAAGUUGCUCGAGUGCAUCGCGGAGCUCAUGAAGGCUGAGGCCGCCAUCAGCAAGGGGCGUCCUACGGCUCGCGGGAGGCCGGGCCUGACCUCGGGCCUGUCUGUGGGGCGCGCCCGUGUGGCGCCAGCCAGUCGCAUUGCCCCCUCGCUGCCCAUCCAGAGCGACAGCGAGACGUUUUGCCUCUCCGUCCUCUUCCUGUGGAGCGAAGGAGAGUCUCGGGUAAGACCCUACAACGAGGAGCUCGUCUCCUGGCCGAAGCACGUGGGUGCCCCGUGCGUUGGCCCUCGCCUCCGAUUUCGGCCUCCGGAGUACGCUGGUUUCCUGCUGCGCCUCGACCAGGCUGGCGUGCUUGAGUGGGAGGUCGCCGAUCGUCGGGCGACCUUCUCUACGGGCUUCUUCUUCGUCGAGAAGUCCAACGACGUCAACUUGCGCCUCGUCUUCGACGCGCGGGUCGCCAACUUGUCUUUCGCGACUCCUCCGUCGGCGUGGAGUGUACUCGAGGCUAGCGGCGAUUUGUACGUCGCCCGGGGUGGCAUGCAGUGCUCAUUCUACCACGUGAAGCUACCGCCACAUCAGCACGGAUAUUUCUCAAUGCCCGUCGUUUUGAAUUGGCAUCUCGGCUUCGAGCGGCUCGGUGGUUUGUCCGUCGGGACAAACUCCUACCUGCAGCCGUUCGUGGCCGUCAUGCCGGUGGGCUGGUCGUGGGCUCUCCACUUCUGCCAGUCGGCCUUCGCCUCGGCCAUCCUCGUGAGCGACGUCAUGGCCGCUGGCUACGUCGACAACUUCGCCUCUGUAUCCAUGGGCCCCGAUCUUGCUGCCGCAGCCUGCCAGGCCAUCCGUGAAGUGCUGGAGGUGCGGGGUCUACCCGUCGGGGCUUUCGCCGCCGCGGCCCAGCGCGUGGUCUUCAUGGGCCUGGACAUCCUGGGCGAUGUAGGUGUCGUCGGGUGCAAGAGCGACAGGCGCAGCCUUGCGUCGCCGCUGGCUCCGUCAGCGGUGGUGGGCCACUGCGCGUGGGGCAUGGCCGCCAACGGGCCAAUAUUGUUGAUCUUGAACUCGGUAUACCGCUUCAUGGCCCUGGGCACGCCGGCGGCCGCGCCGCCGUGGCCUUCGGUCAUCGCAGAGUUGCGGGCGGCGGCCGCCCUCAUCCCGCUGUAG
Molecule: messenger RNA, 2349 nt
Organism: Prorocentrum cordatum
Lineage: Eukaryota; Dinophyceae; Prorocentrales; Prorocentraceae
Source: the annotation of a GenBank genome assembly